Molecule: messenger RNA, 2256 nt
Organism: Neohortaea acidophila
Lineage: Eukaryota; Fungi; Ascomycota; Dothideomycetes; Mycosphaerellales; Teratosphaeriaceae
Exons: 3
Coding region: 1-2256 (751 amino acids)
Source: RefSeq, a predicted model, not a curated record
AUGUUCCUCGAGCCGGAUGCAAGAAAGAAAUCCAAUGGCUCCGCCUUCUUCCACGCGCAAACACCAAUCGUCUCGCCUCGCGAUUAUCUUCCAUUCAUCGAGCGCACUCCGUCAGAAGUCAACCAGCAAAACCAAAAGGUUCAGCAAGUUCAGCAAGUCCAGCAAGUCGAAGAAGUCCCGGAGUCAACUCCUCCGAAACCGACGGUGCGAUUGGUGAGAUCAUCGCCCGCACCAUCAUACGACGACGAGAAGGAAAACAUCCCGUUCGGCAAAGACAGAUCACAAGCGGGCGAACGAGUGCCACUCUCGACAACCGGUAUCCUGACACCUGCAUCGCUAAGACCGGAAAGUCAAAAGCCCGCGCUUGCAGCGCAGCGAGUUUCAGGUGUGCAUGCACCGCCCAAACCUGCGCGCGACAACCUGCUCUCGUCUCUCUACACCACCAACCCACCGUCGCGUGCGGAAUGGCAUCGUCGCAGCGGCAGUUCUGGCAACUAUUCCAACAUUUCCACCUUGCACGGAGAGAGUGUGACCGGCCCGAAGAGUGUGCGCACGCAGAGUACGGCCAGUCAAGGCACUACGCUACGAGGCACUCCUACGCCUUCUGAAAGAGAGAGUUCCGACCGAUCCGCAUACGAUACCAACUCGGGCCAGUGGUCGCUGCAGCCGUUGCACGAGACGUCGCCGAGGCCGUCCACCGUCCGCAUCAUCUCCACGCCUCCACACAGCAUAUACAGCGACAACUGGGAGCAUUCCGUUUCAUCCGAGCCUUCAGCGAAUGCCCAGUUGUGGAGCUCGCCAACUGAGCCGGAGAGUGUCGCAUCAUUUGCCCAGAGGCUCUCUCGCCGAACCGCCUCCACUGGCUCCUUGCCAUCUCCCCGUCAAUCUCUCCAUCACUCAUCACCACCGCGCCGCCGGAGUCAGGGCUCCAUCGAUCGACCCGACUCAGAAGUACUCUCUUCAUCGCCCAACUUUGUUUCUUACAACGAUUCCUCGCCGUCAAGGCCGCAACGCUACCGAUUGUACAAGGCUACGUCCAUCGACUCCAUCUCAUCCCGCCUCCAAACGCCCAAGAUCGUUCGAAUCGAGAGCGGACGCAGCGUUGCAACGACUGUGACCCUUUCGUCCUCACCUUCCCCUUCCGAAGGUUCUCCGCCCCCGGAAUUGGACAUUCCUAAAAAUCAGUUGAGACACAAACCUGCGUCUUCGGCACUUCAUGCCGCCGCGGCUUCAUCUGCGGUCCCCGACGAAGAAGCGAUGGCAGACGAGGAUGUGGACACGCUGCCUUACCCGCGGCAGCCGUUCAUAGGUCAUUUGAGUACGAUUGCGAGCGAGAGCGACGCGCGCAGUCAAGUCACAAGCCAGCAAUUCAGUCAUUUCUCCAUUGGCAGCGGUGUCACGACGGGCGAUGAAGCAAGCAUUAUCGCCUCGACCGCGUCACCCCGACGCUUGCCUAUGAGCUUUGUACAGCAGCUGUCAGACAGCUCGUCUUCGGGCUCGGGAGCUGCCUGGCCCCAGCCUUUGUUCCACGCCAGGACACCGAGCGCACCGCAGCACCCUCUUCCACCCAUUCCCCCAAUCCCCGGCAGUCCAGAUAGCCAAGAAGGCUUCGACACCGUCCCUGAGCUCACCGCUCCGCGCCAGCUUCGCGAGCAGCGUUCCGGCUACUCCCUGCGGCAUAGAAGUCACAGCACUCCGAGCCGCAGCCGGUCACUUAGUCAGACCAGCGAGGCCAGUCGUCACAGUCAAGUGGCUAACGUUUUCCCCACCUGGGCGAAAGCGUACUACACCUAUGGCGCGCCUCUCCUCUCGUCCAGCCAGAUCUCCCUGGCUCUCCCCAUCGAUCCACAGCGGAUGCAGAACAUCCACCAAGUCCUCUACAGCAGUCGCGACUGGUCGGAUCGCAGCACCAUAAGUCGUCUGGGCAGCGUCAGCGAAAUCAGCAGUUUCGAGGCUGUGAGCCCAAUCAGCAACCGUUUCCUGCCCAACAUUUGGCGGCCGCGGAAUCGCAAGAGAUCGGUCACGGGGAUCAUUCGACACAUCAAGACGAUCUCAACCUCUCAGCCCUCCCAGCCGAGCAUGAGUCAACCGAGCAUAAGUCCCCCCGAGUCGAUGAUGCGCGUCCUUUACCUCCCAUCGAGGAGCCAAGAUAUGGCCAUCUUAACGACACACCGGAAUCGCAGCGGCAUCGUCCGCUUCCCAAGCGAUAUUCCAAGCAAAAGCACUGGAACAAAAUGCAAUUCCCGCGACCGAUGA